UUUAUCUUUUGACUGUUGGUAAAUUCUCACUGGCAAUCAUGGCACAAGGAAUCAUAUCCCUGUCUCUGCUAAUCCUAGGAUCGUGCUACCUGCUCUCCUCCCAUCUUAUAAAGAAUCCCUUUACUCCUCAGGAACUUGCAAUUCUCGCCAACGCCAAAUUUAGCGAUCUUCCUUUUCGGUUACAAGUUGCUUUGAGAAGAAGAACAAAAACUGGGGAUAACUCACAUUUUUGCUGCUCCACCGAUACAAGUUCUCCUAUUGGUUAUAAGACAGUGUCAAAGGUCGUCAGCGAAAUAGUAAAGGUCGGAGUUCAAGUUCAGGUUGGAGAAAAUUCAUGUGGAUUUCUGAACAGUGGAAAAUGCCAUCAAAAUGAAUUGAGAUAUCAAGAGAAACUGAUCACCCAUCUGACUUACGAGGAGAUGCCUCUGAUUCAGCAGUGUCCCAAUACAAACAUUGUUUGUUGUAACCAUUACGUAAACAUCACUGGAAACUGCAUGCUGCUCGGUGAAGCAGCGGCCUACAAGCAGGAUUUGAUAGAUCUUAUGCAAGCUGGACUUCUUGGUUAAACAUAAUUUGUGCAAUAAACAUUGAAAUACU
Messenger RNA from Saccostrea cuccullata (small rock oyster), 597 nucleotides. RefSeq lists its product as uncharacterized. The record is from RefSeq and is a predicted model, not a curated record. The coding region runs from base 39 to 566 and encodes 175 amino acids. NCBI's taxonomy places the organism in Eukaryota, Metazoa, Mollusca, Bivalvia, Ostreida, Ostreidae. The transcript is spliced from 4 exons.